Molecule: messenger RNA, 1989 nt
Organism: Xiphias gladius (swordfish)
Lineage: Eukaryota; Metazoa; Chordata; Actinopteri; Istiophoriformes; Xiphiidae
Gene: rars2
Product: arginyl-tRNA synthetase 2, mitochondrial
Exons: 20
Coding region: 154-1893 (579 amino acids)
Biological process (GO): arginyl-tRNA aminoacylation; mitochondrial translation
Cellular component (GO): mitochondrion; cytoplasm
Molecular function (GO): ATP binding; arginine-tRNA ligase activity
Source: RefSeq, a predicted model, not a curated record
UGGCAAAGAAGCCUGUGAUUGGACAAGCUGAGAGGAAGCGGUGUGGCUAAGGAGGAAGCACGUUAGCCAUGUCAAUGUGAACGGACCAUGGAUAGAUUUGUCUAAUUUUGACUUAAAGUUCAUCGUUAUAUUGUGUUUGCUCUUUUAGGAAACAUGGCUUGUUUCUUUAGAAGAAGAAUUGCAGAGAAGCUGGGUAGGACGCUAAAGCAACCGGAGGACGCCUUCAUACCAGCGCUGUCAGCAGUUCCAGUUUUUAAGAAACAGAAGACCGCUGACUUCAAACUGUCAGUGAGCACGUUACGAACCGAAGGGAUCUUACCAUCCAGUGGAGACAUUCAGCUGCAGACAGAAAACCUGGCCACUCAGCUGAAGCAGGACAGUGUGGUGGAACACAUAUCUGCUGACUGUGGAGUGAUCAACUUUACAGUAAAUCGCAAGCUUCUUGUCCAGAAAAUUUUGGAGCCACUUGGGAAGCAGGAGGGUGAGAAAUUUGGGUUAGAUAGUGAACUUUUCAGUACCCUCAAGAGAGGAACAACAUUAGUGGAAUAUAGCUCCCCAAAUAUUGCCAAAAAGUUCCAUGCUGGACACUUGCGGUCUACAAUUAUCGGUAACUUCAUUGCCAAUCUAAAGCAGUCCCUAGGAAACAACGUUAUUCGAAUGAACUACCUUGGAGACUGGGGUAUGCAGUUUGGUUUUCUAGGAGCCGGGUUCGGCCAGUUUGGAUGUCAGGAGAAAUUAAAACAGAAUCCCUUACAGCAUCUGUUUGAGGUGUAUGUCCGAGUCAACAAGGAAGCAGAGCACAAUGAGGAUAUGAAGCAGGCUGCCAGAGACUUCUUUAGACAGCUGGAGCAGCAUGAGAGCCAGGCCGUGUCGUUAUGGCAACAGUUCAGAGAGAUCACAGUGAAGGAGUAUCAUCACGUUUACAAGCGGUUAGGGGUCCACUUUGACAUUUACUCCGGGGAGUCCGAUCACCAAGAUCAAGCCCAGAAAGUGGUGGAGCAGCUGCAGAGCCAAGGCCUGAUGAAAACCUCUGAGAAGGGAACUGGUGUAGUGGAUCUUUCCCCUGACGGAGACAUGAGCAGCGUCUGUACAGUGCUCCGCAGCGACGGCACAACGCUCUACAUCACCAGAGAUCUCGCUGCAGCCAUCGACCGAAAACACAAGUACCACUUUGAUGAGAUGAUUUAUGUGACAGAUAAAAGUCAAGCGAAUCACUUCCACCAGUUGUUCCAGAUCCUGCUCGCUAUGGGACACUCUUGGGCUGACAGGUGUCGGCAUGUGCCUUUCGGCCUGGUGCAGGGCAUGAAGACCAGGACCGGUGAGGUGGUGUUUCUGGAGGACGUGCUGGACGAAGCUCGAGCCCGAAUGUUAGACAACAUGAGCCAAUCAAAAACAACAAAGGAAAUGGACGACCCAGAGGGCACAGCAGAGAAAGUGGGGAUCAGUGCACUAAUAGUCCAGGACUUCAAAGGUCCCCUGCACACAGACUAUAAGUUUGACUGGGACAGGAUGCUGCAGGCUCAGGGAGACACGGGCGUCUUCCUCCAGUACACACACGCUCGACUCUGCAGUUUAAAACGGAGGAAUGAGGGCAUAGAGUCAUCUACACUCGAUCCAUCCCUUUUACUUGAGCAGACCAGUAUCAGCAUCCUGCAGCACCUCCUUCGCUAUGAUGAGGUGUUGUACCAGUCGGCCCAGGAUCUGCAACCCAAACACCUAGUCAACUUCUUACUGAAGCUGUGCCACCUGGUCGCCUCAGCACACAGAGAGUUGCCAGUAAAAGGAAGCCGUCAGGAUCUCGCAAAGGCAAGGUUACAACUGUUCAGCAGCGCCUGCUCAGUCCUGGCCAACGGGAUGAGGAUCCUCGGCAUCACACCAGUUGAUAAAAUGUGAAACUCACCAAAGUUUGUAAUGACUUAAUUACUGUUAUUUUACUGCUGUAGUUUAUUUGUACUGUAAAUAAGGAGCCUUACAUUUUAAAAAUAAAAU